Molecule: messenger RNA, 2712 nt
Organism: Ctenopharyngodon idella (grass carp)
Lineage: Eukaryota; Metazoa; Chordata; Actinopteri; Cypriniformes; Xenocyprididae
Gene: nmur3
Product: neuromedin U receptor 3
Exons: 3
Coding region: 645-1874 (409 amino acids)
Biological process (GO): G protein-coupled receptor signaling pathway
Cellular component (GO): plasma membrane
Molecular function (GO): neuromedin U receptor activity
Source: RefSeq, a predicted model, not a curated record
UCUACAUUUCUUCACUUGACAACACUGAAUGCUUAAAUGAAGUAUUUCUUAAAGUAACAUUUAUAUAAAGUACAUUUUUUACAUUGCUAGUAUUAUCGUCUCAGUAUUAUGAUCAUUAUGAUCGUUUUGAUUUCAUGUUGCUUCUUUUUUACGCGUCGUGCAUAAUUUAAGGGGAGUGUGUGGAUUGAUCUUUUUUAAGUUUAAUCAUUAAUAAUGACAUUCUGAGACAUCUCAAAUAAAAGAAUGAACGGGCUAUAAGAAUGUAUUCACUGCCCCUGUGUUUCCACAUAAUAGGCUAUGCGUUUCCAUGGAUUUACAUUUGAAGUGAGUUCAGCAAAAUUGGGACAUCAGGUAGAACGGGACAAAUAAGUGUUAUGACACCUUUAUUAUGAUAAUAAAUCAUUAUAUUAUUAUGGGCUAAUAUGAACAAUGCCAUACAAGGUUAGAGUUGCUGUAACCUACUGUAUGUUACUGUUACCCUUCUGAUUGCAGCUGGUUUUACAUGUUUUUUCUAACUGGACCAAGCUGGUCAUUCUGGUCAACAGCUAGUCCCAGAUAGAAGAUCUAGAUGACCUGGUUUAUCUUGACAAAGCUGGUUAGAGCUAGAAGAGAACCUUGGACUGGUAAUCAAACAGCUGAUUCCCAUGAUGGCUCUGACCUGCCUUUGCGAGUCUAUGAAUGGAUCAGACCAGCCUUAUGUGUUCUGCAACAGCUCUACAUUCAACUUUACCGGCGAUGAGAGUGGGCGCUGUUACCUUCAGACCGUGGAUGAAGUUCUGUUUAGUCUUCUAGGCCCUAGACGAUCUCCUUUCUUCUUCCCCGUAACCAUUACGUACAUCCUCAUCUUCAUCACAGGGGUCUUGGGAAACCUCCUCACUUGCACUGUGAUCACUAAAGACAGGAAGAUGCGAACACCCAGCAACCUAUAUCUCUUUAGCCUGGCCAUCUCAGACCUGCUGGUGCUGCUCUUUGGGAUGCCGCUGGAAAUCUACGAGCUGUGGCAGAACUACCCUUUCCCCUUUGGCGAAGGCAUCUGCUGCUUCAAGAUCUUCUUAUUUGAGACGGUUUGUUUUGCUUCUGUGCUCAACGUUACAGUGCUGAGCGUGGAGCGCUACAUAGCUGUUAUUCACCCGCUCAAAACCCGUUACGCCAUAACCAACAAGCACGCUCAAAGGGUCAUCGCCAGUGUUUGGGCUCUGUCCCUGCUCUGUGCCAUCCCAAACACUUUACUUCACGGCCUGCAGUACCAGUACCUGCCAGAGAGGGUUCUGGAGUCAGCUACCUGCAACCUGCUCAAGCCCAAAUGGAUGUACAACUUGGUGAUCCAGGUCACCACUGUGCUCUUUUACUUUGUCCCCAUGAUGAUGAUCAGUGUGCUGUAUCUGAUGAUUGGUCUGACACUGGGCAGGGGACAGAAGCAGAGAAAGGACAAGCAGGGCAACCACAGCAAUGGCAGCUGGAAAAUCCAUCUGGACAGUAGACGGAAAAGGCAGGUCAUCAAGAUGCACUUUGUGGUAGUAUUAGUGUUUGCCAUCUGCUGGGCUCCAUUCCACAUCGACCGACUCUUGUGGAGCUUCAUCACGGGUUGGACGGAUCACAUGCAUAAAAUUUUCGAAUAUGUGCACAUAAUCUCGGGUGUGCUUUUCUACCUCAGCUCCGCCGUUAACCCCAUCAUCUACAACCUACUCUCCAGCCGUUUCCGUGAACGGUUUCAAGUGCUGAUGUGCAGUCACCUGUCGACAAACUCUUCUCGUAAUGACUCCACACCUUUCUAUGUAUUUCCCAAAGACCCCCCUACUGAUCUCCAAGAGCAGGAGCGUGGGCGGCCCACUUCCUUUUGUCAUUAUCACCAGCAGUUGGGGACGGGGGAAUGAAUGCUUUCAUCUGAGAAAACAUGCUCUGUGAUCUCAUAUAGGCAUCUUUGGUACCCCUCACUAAAAACAGAAAUAUAUAAUGAUGUGAAACAUGUCAAUUACAAUACUGUAAAUAAUAAGCAAUUCCUUAAAACCACAUGUAAAUGGAUAUACUGGUUUGGACUGAUAUGGACUAAAAGUGAAAAAUCUGAAAAAAACAAAACAAAAAACGCUGUACAAUUUUGCAAAAAUGCCAUUUAUCAAGUCAUUCAUGGUCAAUAUUACAGUUCUUGUGAACAUUAGUAAAAAAAACGGGAGACAAAACUCGCUGCUAUGCAUCUGUUUAGAGAUGAAAUGGGACAUCUCUGUAUCAAACGUUCUUUAUAAUUCAGAUUGUGUGAAAGCAUAAAUAUUCCUGUUUCUUUAUUCAAAGCUUUUUCAUUCAAAUUAGGCUUUAUGCAUUUAGAUGAUCUAUUUAUGUAGAUCGUAUAGACGUUAUGCUUCAGAGAAACAAGCGUGCAGCCAUCUUUUGAAAUUUGUGUUUGAACUUCCGUUCUUGCGGUAGCUCUGUAUAUUUACAUCGGCGUCGAAGAGUUUAGCUGGUGAAGUGGAUUUACUUAUUGUAGAGGUAUAACAAAAGUUAUCAUUAGCAUUGUAAUGUUUGAAGUGGAUGUCAUAACAAAUGCCAGUAGACCGGGAAGAUUUUAAAACGCGCGGUUCAUUCAUAAAUCCGUAAGAUCUUACCUUCAUGCUGUGGAAAUAUAAACCAGAAGACAGAACACAACGAGCGCAGUGCUUAAAAGGGGCGGGGCUAAGGUCCUAUAGACAUCUAUCUAUCUAUCUAUCUAUGUGCAUGUGC